AUGGAGCCUGCCUUCUCAGCCCACACUCACCGGUUUCACCCCAAAACGAGGGCGCGGGCCCGGCGGGGCGGCGGGGCCCGCCUCACGCGCCGGUGUCUCCCGCAGCUGACGCCCGAGUUCACGCAGCGCCUGAACAACAAGAUCCGGGAGCUGCUGCAGCAGGUGGAGCGCGGCGUGAGGGCCGCGGAUGCGCGCGACGGCACGGCCUACACGGGCUGGACAGGCAUCGCCUUGCUGUACUUGCACCUGCACGAUGUGUACGGAGACCCAGCCUAUCUCCAGGUGGCCCACGAGUACGUGAAGAAGAGCCUGGGCUGCCUGACGAAGCGAUCCAUCACGUUCCUGUGCGGAGACGCCGGGCCCCUCGCCGUGGCUGCCGUCAUCUACCACAAGCUGCAGAACCCCAAGCAGGCCGAGGACUGCAUCACUCGCUUGCUGCACCUGCACAAGGUGGACCCCCGGGCGCCGGAUGAGCUGCUCUACGGGCGCAUGGGCUACCUCUACGCGUUGCUGUUUGUGAACAAGCACUUCGGGGAGGAAAAGAUCCCACAGAGUCACAUUCAGCAGGUCUGCGAAGCAGUUGUGGCCUCAGGAGAGAACUUGGCCAAAAGAAGGAACUUCACAGCAAAGAGCCCGCUCAUGUACGAGUGGUACCAGGAGUACUACGUCGGGGCGGCCCAUGGCUUGGCUGGGAUUUAUUACUAUCUCAUGCAGCCUGGCCUCGGGGUGAGCCAAGUGAAGCUGCACAACGUGGUCAAACCCAGCGUGGAUUACGUCUGCCAGCUCAAGUUCCCUUCGGGCAAUUACCCUCCAUGCAUCGAUGACACCAGGGACCUGCUCGUCCAUUGGUGCCAUGGGGCACCAGGUGUUAUCUACAUGCUCAUUCAGGCCUACAAGGUGUUCGGGGAGGAGCGGUACCUCAGCGACGCCCUGCAGUGCGCAGAGGUCAUCUGGCAGCACGGGCUGCUCAAGAAGGGCUACGGGCUGUGCCACGGCACGGCCGGCAACGCCUACGGCUUCCUCGCGCUCUACAACCUCACCCAGGACGUGAGGUUCCUGUACAGGGCCUGCAAGUUUGCAGAGUGGUGUUUAAGCUAUGGCCAGCACGGCUGCCGGACUCCAGACACUCCAUUCUCGCUCUUUGAAGGAAUGGCUGGAACAAUUUACUUUCUGGCUGACCUGCUGGUGCCGACCAAGGCCAAGUUCCCUGCGUUUGAACUCUAAACCUGAGCUUGGCCAUUCCCCGCCUGAGUCCUGCUGCACUUGGAAAAGCAGUUCAAAGUUGCAUUCUCCUAUUUCCAGACUCAUCAUUUACCUACUGAACAUGAAUCCAUCCUCAUUACACUAAGUUCUUUAAUAUUUAUAUUCAUCUCAUUGCACUAUUUUUAUUUAAAAGUCAGAAUGUGAGUUUUGCUGGCAUCCUCUAAAAACACAGAGAUGGGAGCAAGGAAAUAUAUAGUAUUUUGUUGGCUUUACAGAGUUUUGCUAUUUUCUGUAUCCCAUUUAGUGGGAGAGAGAUUUAUAUUGAACCUACCUUUGCCCACUUAGUGUUUUUGUGCUGACAGUUAUAGGAAUGUAGUUACCUCUGGAAAACAAGAGAUAAGCUACUGAGACUAUUGCCCUGCUCUUUGCUUCUAAAGCUUUCCGACCAUUCAGGGAGCAGGAAGCUCAGGAGCUGGACUGUGCCUGUGACGUGAAGCUAAUGGACUGGAGACUCUCUGUAUCCAUCUUUCCCAUCAGAUUGCAAGCAGCACAGCUGGAGCCUCAUCCUAGAUUUACACUGGCUGCUCUGUAAACACAGGCUGUUAUCUAGAGGUUCUUGGGCAUUUUUUUCAGUGAUAGGCAAACAAAUAAUCCAGUGGCUUUUGUGCUUAGUCUCAGUCUUAGAAUAAAUCUUCCCCAAGUCCAUAGUCCGUUGAAUGGCAAACUUCAAAGUAAGCCAAGAGUGCUUGCUGCUGGGGUCUCCUCUCUUCACCUUCAAAUUUGUUUUUUCCGUCUGUAUUUAAAACUGGGCAUGAGCCUUCUAGGUAUUACAUGGAACCAAGCCCCUAAGCAGCAGCACUGAAUUCUGUCAGUGUUUAAACCUGUUAUUGGUGUAGAUGGCAUUUUUUGUUAUGCUCUUUUUUAUGUUUUCAGAGGCUUUGUUUUAUGAGCUUUGCUAAGCCUGGGCAGUUUGAGUGACCCCCAUGGUGUUGUAGCUUGAUGUGCAAGCACAAAUCCAAACUAGGAGCUGGAAAAACCUACCCUCAGCCAAAAGCUUGGGGCUGGCAGCUGUAACUACAUCCUUGCAAGGGGCAAAGUGGCUUUGCUGGCCCCGAGAGCCCCUGUUUUAACCUCAAGCAAGCAUGAGCUGAAC
Nothoprocta perdicaria is the source of this 2356-nucleotide messenger RNA. RefSeq names its product LanC like 1 (gene LANCL1). The transcript is spliced from 9 exons. Bases 1 to 1224 code for a protein of 407 amino acids. Lineage: Eukaryota; Metazoa; Chordata; Aves; Tinamiformes; Tinamidae. Gene Ontology annotation, cellular component: plasma membrane. The record is from RefSeq and is a predicted model, not a curated record. Gene Ontology annotation, biological process: carbohydrate metabolic process; peptide modification.